Selaginella moellendorffii is the source of this 2109-nucleotide messenger RNA. RefSeq names its product DNA-binding protein SMUBP-2. The transcript has 14 exons. Gene Ontology annotation, molecular function: 5'-3' DNA helicase activity; DNA binding; RNA binding. Bases 23 to 2077 code for a protein of 684 amino acids. The record is from RefSeq and is a predicted model, not a curated record. NCBI's taxonomy places the organism in Eukaryota, Viridiplantae, Streptophyta, Lycopodiopsida, Selaginellales, Selaginellaceae.
UGAGGGAUGAUGGAAGAGAAGAAUGCCGUCGCUUUGCUCGUCUCCCUUCCAGGGUUUCCAGGGUUUCCAGGCGGGAGCGGCUGAUCCAUCGAGGCGCGCUCUCGCAAUGGCGUCAGCGGGGUCUCCAUCGGCUGCUGCUACCAAGAUGAAGAAGCCGGCGAAACCAGCUCCCAAGGUGACUCUGGAGAGCUUUGUGAGCAAGAUGCUGCCUCUUCUCGAGCUGGAGAAGGAGGCGGAGAUUGCUGCGUCUACCGAAACAAUUGGAAUGACGAACCCUGACGUUCUACAGCAGCGUGGCUCGGCUUUGAAAGGAUUAAAGUGUGUUGGUGUCGAGGCAGGAUUGCUGGGAAAGUCUUUGCUUCUCUUGCAACCGAAUUCUGGAGAGCUUCUUCCGUCUCACAAGCUGUCUACACACGAUGUUGUGCUUUUAAAGCCAAACAAGGGAGGCUCGGCAGCUGAAUCCCUGGGUCAAGGUGUUGUCUACCGCAUAAAGGAUAAGUCUAUCACGGUUGCUAUGGAUGAUGUUCCAGACGAAGGCGUUAAUUCGCUUCUUAGGCUGGAGAAAGUCGCGAAUGAGGUCACCUAUCAAAGACUUAAAAGUACAUUGUUGGACCUUGGCAAGGGUGUUUCAAGAGGUCCAGCAACUGAUCUGGUUCCUGUGCUUUUCGGCGAGAAGCCUCCCUCGUUUUCCAAGACACAUGCCACGUAUGAACCUUACAACACAGAGCUUGACGAGUCUCAGGUUAAAGCUGUCAAAAUGGCUCUAAGCGCACAAGAUGUGAUGCUACUUCAUGGUCCGCCUGGAACUGGGAAGACGACGGCAGUGGUCGAAAUUAUUUUGCAGGAGGUUAAGCGGGGGCUCAAAGUUCUUGCUUGCGCUUCUUCGAACAUUGCCGUGGACAACAUGGUGGAAAGACUCGCCUGCCACAAGGUGAAGGUUGUGCGCUUGGGACAUCCAGCUCGUCUUUUGCCGCAAGUUCUUGACUGUGCACUGGAUGCUCAGGUACUCAAAACCGACAACAGCUCGUUAGCCAAGGACAUCAGAAAGGAGAUUAGUGUUCUCAAUGCGAAGAUUCUAAAGGCCAAAGAUCGAAAGAGCAGAGACGAGCUAAGGAGAGAGCUGCGCCAAUUGUCGAAGGAAGAGCGCCAAAGACAACAAAAGGCUGUCACGGAUGUCAUUCAAGGUGCCUCUGUUGUGCUCACGACCUUGACUGGAGCCAUGUCUGCACAACUGCAAAAGGUUGACUUCGAUGUCGUUGUUCUUGAUGAGGCUGCUCAGGCCCUUGAGACGGCUUGCUGGAUCGCCAUUUUAAAGGGACGAAGAUGUCUUCUCGCUGGCGACCAUCUCCAGCUCGCUCCAACAGUACUGAGCAAAGAAGCCGAGAAGCAAGGCUUUGGAACAACAUUAUUUGAACGCCUGGCAGGACUGUAUGCCAGUCAAGCCAUGACAAUGCUCACAGUGCAGUACCGUAUGCACGAGCACAUUAUGGAUUGGUCUUCCCACGAGCUCUAUGGCGGCAAGAUUCAAGCACACGAGCUUGUGGCAAGCCGCAAAUUAUUCGAACUAGAUGGCGUCAAGAAAACUCCUGCAACUGAGCACACGCUCGUCCUCAUCGACAUCUGUGGCUGCGACAUGGAAGAGUCAAAGGACGAGACUGAGAGCUCUUUCAACGAAGGCGAAGCCCGCAUUGCUAUUACUCACGCCCAAAAACUCGUAGAAAGCGGAGUUAAGGCUAUUGACAUCGGAAUAGUCACACCGUAUGCGGCCCAGGUGAAUGUUCUGAGGCGCAUGAGAAAUGAGGAACAGCGUUUACUGGAAGUGGAAAUCAGCACUAUUGACGGUUUUCAAGGCCGGGAGAAGGAAGCAAUGAUAAUUUCCAUGGUUCGCUCCAACGAUAAAAAGGAGGUUGGGUUCUUGAGUGACAAGCGGAGGAUGAACGUUGCAGUUACAAGAGCAAAAAGGCAAUGCUGUGUCAUAUGUGAUUCGGACACUGUGGGAAAAGAUCCAUUUCUCAAGCGGCUUUUGGAUUAUUUUGAGAAGCAUGGAGAAUAUUGUUAUGGUCUUUAUUAUCAAUGACUUAAUUGCGGUUUCUCUGCUAACGUUUGAGA